GUUGUGUAGAUCCAUCAUGGAAGUAAAACAUGCUGCUCCACCUAAAAAUGAAAUUUCUCAGGUUAUUUCUGUCUGCGCCGAUUCAAGAACGCUCUGCCUCUGGGUCCUCGUAUUCCUCACGGGGCCGAACGAAUCAUCACGUGGAAGGAGAUGGAGUAGAGCAUCAUCAUGUGACAAGUUCUUGCUUCCACGACCACCAGACACUAGAUCAUGAUGAUGAUUCUCGACAGCUACCACUUUCACCUGCACCCGCUACCACUACCAGCAAAGCGAGGCAUUUUUUGAGUCCAUCAAUCAGACAAACCGACUCUGACCAAGACGAAAGUACAAAACCACGAUCACAGGAGUCUCUUGUUCAAGAACAGGUAGAAGAACGAGAGGCUGUUAUAAGAAUAAACGUCAAACGUCUAUCUGGUGAAGAUUUUCUAUCGCAGCCUUUGGAAGUCUCACCUAACUGGACCAUCGCAGAAUUACUCAUAAAACUGGAAAAGGAGAUUCGAUUCGAUGGGGAGGAUGCAGUAGCAUCUGUAGGUCGUUCAGAGUUGGGCCCGGUCAAUGGGCGGGGAUCAUCAAGUACGUCGUCGUGGUGGAUUGCAGGACGCCCAGAAGGAGCAGCAAGACGGAGACAAGAAGAUGGAAAAUCUCCAGACGUAGAGUCACCAACACAUGCACAGCCGUCGACAAGUGGUGCAUCUUCGUCUUCUUCAACAUCAGGCAAUAUUAUACAGAAAGAGGCGGAGCAUCAAAGAAAAAUAGCUAAUUAUCAUGCUAUGCCGCUCGUCUUGAGACUCUUCCACCAAAACAAGCUGCUUGGCUGCAUUGGCGGACCCGACAAGCUUCGGCGAGUUCUCAAAGGAGAGUGUGCGCCAGAGUUGGGCUGGAGGUCCCUGGCGUCGGUUCUAGGAACAGAACGUGGCUCAGGUAGCGAAUUCUUGAGCUCAUUUGAUCUCACAGGCGUCUUCGGACCACUCGAGUCCAUGUCAUGGAAAAGAGAACAACAAGCAAAUUUUCUACGCUCUUUGCUGGCUCCAUGGCGUCUCGAUUGGCGACGAGCCAGUACCACGAAAGACUGCGACAUCAGACCUCAGCUUGAGAAGCAGAUGAAAGGCAUUGCACGACGAGUGCUGACAGAAAUUCAUAGACUGCAUGUACUUUACACGCCAGCUUCAGAAGUUCAUCCAGCUAAUGAACAAGAACCUUCAUCUUCAUCAAGAUCAAGAACAGAAAAGGAAAACCCAAUUACAACUUCUUCACCACCUUCUGCUGUGGUGUCAGGAGCAGGGAAUUCAAGUAGUAGUAGAGGAGCAAUAUCUCCAUUGAUGGAAACCCUUUCGUCGAGGCGAAGGAUACAACCCACGUUCUGGGAAGCACUCCAUGGAAGGCGGGACCGCGAACCUGGCAUAGUACUAGAUGAUGCGUGUUUUUGUAAAGUCUUUGCCGGAGCCGGAGGUUACAGAGCACCUCACGCUCACGACGAGGAUGGAGGUACUAUCGAUUGGGCAAGUGGUCUCUGGCUUUUUCAGCGUGCUCUUUUAGAAUUAGGCGAUGCGGCUGAUGAACAGGAAACAAGGCGUGCUGAGGCUAAGAGGCAGAUGAUGUUGAAGGCUAUCGCGGAGGGGUCUUCGUAUUCUUCCUCCGGAUGGAACGGUCAUGAUGAUACUCAAGAUGAUCAUCUACAUCAAUUGUAUUACUCAACAUCCAGUACAGACAAACAUGAACAAGAACUACAAGCUGAACAUGAAGAUGAAUUGGCAACUUCUUUCACCUUUGAUGACGACGGCCAACCGCUUGGUAGGCACUUGCCUGGA
This is a messenger RNA of Amoebophrya sp. A25, 1808 nucleotides long. The record is from the annotation of a GenBank genome assembly. NCBI's taxonomy places the organism in Eukaryota, Dinophyceae, Syndiniales, Amoebophryaceae.